AUGAGGUACACCGAUCCGCCGUCGGCAGUGCACACUAUCCUCGGCACAGCGCUUUUUUUGUUCGGGAAGGCGCUCGCGCAGGGGUUGACAGCGCAGACUCGGGGCGGGGAUCAGGAUCCUCGGCUGCUCGGCGGCGAGCCCGCCGACCCGGUCGUGUACUGGCUCGCGGCCGCAGACGUGUUCGAGCUCGCCGAUGGCUUGCCGUGCCGCACGAGCGGCACGAUGGGCUGGGGCUGGGAGCGCUUCGAGGCGCGGGCGAGGGAGAAGGCUGAUAGGUGGCAGAUGGAGAUCACCUGGGGCCGCACGCUCGUCGCUAUC
This is a messenger RNA of Coniophora puteana RWD-64-598 SS2, 318 nucleotides long. RefSeq lists its product as uncharacterized. The record is from RefSeq and is a predicted model, not a curated record. The transcript has 3 exons. NCBI's taxonomy places the organism in Eukaryota, Fungi, Basidiomycota, Agaricomycetes, Boletales, Coniophoraceae. The annotation marks the transcript as partial.